Messenger RNA from Hyphopichia burtonii NRRL Y-1933, 2362 nucleotides. RefSeq lists its product as uncharacterized. The transcript has 5 exons. Lineage: Eukaryota; Fungi; Ascomycota; Pichiomycetes; Serinales; Debaryomycetaceae. The record is from RefSeq and is a predicted model, not a curated record. Bases 245 to 2362 code for a protein of 705 amino acids.
GUUUCGGUUCACUAACUAUUCAUAAGUUGUAUUUAGGAAUCGAUAGGAUCACGUAACUUCCUCAUUAAAUUCUGCCAAAUUGUCCAAUAGUAGGAUUGCCACUUCUCUUCGCUAGUUUCUCGUCUAAAUACCUUGAGUUGUAAACGCGGUGCCCAUUGCUCUUAGCUUUUUGGGUACGGUCAUUUUAACAAAUAUAAAUAAAAGAGAGAUCUCACUUUUUGCAUACUUUUUUGAAUUGCUGCAAAUGUCAUUUAAUAACUACUUCCCGCCACCAGGACUUACUAGAAAUCUCAAUCAGCAAGUGAUUCACCCCGAACCCAUUGAUUCUGCUCUUCCUAGUCAAAAAGUUGCCGAGACUGAGAAUAUCGAUCCUGAGGUGGUAACUACGGGUAUUCUAGAAGUCCUGCAAUUGCGGUACACCAAAAACAAUUCCAAUAAGCGAGAUGAAAGUCUUGCAGAAAAAGUUUCAGCUACAAUUAGCGAAAUCAACGGUAAUACCAAUAAUAAACCAAUCAGCAAAAACUUCGAAUCCUGUUUGGGGUAUAUGCAAGGUCUUUUUGAAAAGGAAAUGAAAAGUCACGAUGCAAAAAUCCAAGCUAUUUUCGAGGAAUUGGCCCAAACUUGUGAUGCCAGCCAUAUAGAUGAAGCUUCAGAAGGCCGCUAUAAGGUGUUCACUAAGGUUGUUCGGGACAGUAAGGCUGAACAACUUGACGACUCCAACGCAUGGGAAAAUAUCAAAAAGAUGAUAGUCAAUGAAACUAAUAAAAGUUAUGGGAUUAAGGAUAAAUGUCAAAAUUUCUCAAACCAGCUUUUAAAAGUAUGUCAUGACGGUAUGCGUGAUCAUAGAGAUAUUAAUAAAGACCAAAUCAAGAAUUUCAGAAACUAUCUACAAGCCCAACAAACUUACUUGCAAAACUGUUUGAAAGAGCAUAUUACUGAAAGCAGCAAGACUCUUGAAGACGCACUCACUCAGUAUUGGGAUAUUAACGAUGCGAAGAGUAUCUGUACCAAAUACAUUCAAAAGAUUACACCUCAAAUGUUACCAACUGAUGAUGAAAAUUCAUUUGAAAACGAAAUUCCUUUGUUUCCUAUUAAGCCAGAGCCAGACACCGUACCAGACACCGUACCAGAUACAGAGCCAGAGCCAGAGCCAUCAUCAAUUUCGAAACCAGGUUCUAGUUCUGAGUCCAAGUUUCCUUCAAUUGCUUCAUUGGCCGAUUCAUUUCCAAGCUACCCUCAACGUAUUAAAGAGACUCUGAGUAAAAUUAUGCAAUUUGAUCAAGAAAUCAUUUUUGAAAAACUUAGUAAUUUUUCUAAUGUAUUCACCAAGCAACCUCCAACGGGUGUUCCUAAAAAUCGUGUUAUGGGAAGAUACGGAACCAGUCCAGUAGAAACAAGAGAACAUAUUUUAAAAGUGCAAGAAUUUCUCUUUAACAAUUCAGUUCACCCAUAUUAUUGGGGAUACGCAUUAUUCAGUUCUACUUGUCCAAAAGGCAAUGAUUUUUUUGCACCACGUCCCACCGAUUGGUAUUAUCAAGUGGCUAGAUUACUAGAAGGGUUUGAUUAUUUUUACGCCAGGCAAUAUGAAUUAUCAUUAAUUUGGCAUAUUAAACCCAAUCCAAAGGAUUCCAUUAGCAAUUUGAUCUUGUAUAACCUUCAACAAGUAAUAUCGGCCAGAUUCAAUACAAAACUGUAUUUGUUUAAAGAAUUGAAAACUGUCAUUUAUAUGAUUCUUAGUGAAAAUUUUUAUAAAUCUUUAGCAGAGCAGGUAAUGAAUUGCACAGACAGACUAGAACUUUAUCUUUUAUGCCUUACUGCAUCAUUUCUUGACUCUGAAUUGGGGAGAGAGCCUUUAACCAAAGAGUACAUUGAGUAUAAGUCUUAUUGCAAUGAUUUUGACGAUCAUGAAUUUGGUCACGAAUCGGAAGACUGUGAAUUCGAGCACGAAUCCGAUGGGCAUCAAUCUGAUCACGAAUCCGACGGGCAUCAAUCUGAGCACGAAUUCGAUGGGCAUCAAUCUGAUCACGAAUCCGAUGAGCAUGAAGAUGAAUUUGAAAAUUCAGAUCUAGUCUACGAUCCUAAUCGUGAAGUACCGGGUUACCUUUGGUGUGAUGAAUGCGGCUGUUCUGUUUGCAAAGAGGAAGAGGCACGGGCUAAGAAACAUGAAAAGAAGUUGAAACAAAAAAGGGACUCGCACUCAAAACUAGUUGUUAUUAUUAUAUUAAGUAUUACAGUAUUAACUAUACGUGUUGAAUUAUAUAGAAUACCUGGAUUCAACACUGAAAGGAAAUACAGGGCAACUAGUGUGGAUGGGAUUACUGCAAUAUUCCACAACAUUCACCUCGUAGACUUGGUUGAGUAG